Paecilomyces variotii is the source of this 1153-nucleotide messenger RNA. Its product is annotated as glutathione S-transferase. NCBI's taxonomy places the organism in Eukaryota, Fungi, Ascomycota, Eurotiomycetes, Eurotiales, Thermoascaceae. The record is from RefSeq and is a predicted model, not a curated record. The transcript is spliced from 2 exons. The coding region runs from base 335 to 1069 and encodes 244 amino acids.
CGCAAUCGGCAUGCGUGCUUCAGACCCAGUAUUACGUUUGCUGUUGACCGGACAUCCUCAUACUCUUCCAGUCUGGCGUGACUAAACCAUCGCAUUUAUCAUCAUCGCUAUAACAGCGACUAGUGAUAACUAUUCACUCUCUGUUGAUUUGUAAUAAACCAGCUCUGUCCGACGCGGGGUUCAAGAUGCUGCAAUACAACCCCGCAAUGAUGACGAUUCGUCCCUCACCUGGCUGUAAGCCAAGGAUACAUAAGUAGAGGUGCACGCAUCUCCUGUAAGUUGCAUUGGAGCUUUCAUCUUAUCCUUUAAUUCUCUGUCAAUUGUAACUUUGAAAAUGGCUGACAAACUGUAUAUUUCUGAGACUCCCAAGGAGGUCAAGGAGGCCAAGGGACUGCACCUUAUCACGCAGAGCACACCCAAUGGCCAGGCGACACAGAUUAUCUUAGAAGAAUUGGCAGAUGUCUACGGAACUGAAUGGACUACGACUCUGAUCAAUAUCUCGACGAACGAGCAGAAGAAGGAGUGGUUUCUCCGUCUGAACCCAAACGGACGUAUUCCCACUCUGGUGGACAACACGCGAUCGCCGCCUUUCCCUGUGAUCGAGACAUCGGCUCAAUUGUUGUAUCUAAUCGACACGUACGAUAAGAGACACGAAUUCGGUUUCAGCGACGAGCUGGAGCGCAACGAGGCGAUCCAAUGGCUGUUUUUCUGGCAUGGAGGCGGUGCGCCGUAUCAGGGCCAAGUAAACCAUUUCACCAAGGUUGCACCCGAAAAGAUCCCUUAUGCAAUCACGAGAUUCAGAAACGAAACCCUUCGCGUGUUCGGCGUCCUCGAGAUCCAACUCUCCGGCAAAUUUACCGGUCAGCCAAGAGAGUAUCUGGCUGGAAAAGGAAAGGGCAAAUACAGCGUGGCUGACAUCAAGACGUGGCCGUGGGUUAAGAACUGGGAGCGUAGCGGCUUCACCAAGGAAGAAGUGUCGCAGUUCCCGCAUCUCCUGCAGUGGAUUGACCGGAUUGCCGCGCGACCAGCAGUCCAGCGCGGUAUUGGAAGUAAAUAUUGCCAGCAAUGACUCAUUUCCCGGAUUUAGAUAUGAUAUGGGUCAGUCGAUUGAUGGGUGGCCUUGGCCUUUCUUCUUGCGAUCAUUGUCGCGGCA